Messenger RNA from Cantharellus anzutake, 934 nucleotides. RefSeq lists its product as uncharacterized. The transcript is spliced from 2 exons. The annotation marks the transcript as partial. The record is from RefSeq and is a predicted model, not a curated record. NCBI's taxonomy places the organism in Eukaryota, Fungi, Basidiomycota, Agaricomycetes, Cantharellales, Hydnaceae.
CCCAAGCGCCUGACGAUCUCUAAAUCGUUGAAAAUUGUCACCUACGACAUUUGGUCUUUCAACAGGAACGGAUGUAGAUAUAUUGGGGCGGGAGGAUCCCGACGUAAUUUGUAUCCCGCAACCUUUGAGUUCAUUACAUCUCGGAACCAUGAUCGCGGUCAAGAGAGAGGUGGAUGCCCCAGAGUUACUUCCGAAAUUUUCCUGACACACAAUGCGGGAGAGGAUUGCAAGUUCUCGAAUUGCACCCCCCUUGGAAUGAGCAGCGCCACCCCGGACCCAUAAACAUUGGGAACAUUCAUUAUGAGUUGGACCUCGAUCUUCGUUCACUCCAAAUAAAGCUUUCAAUUUCAUGGCUCUCGCGAAACUUCUCCCUCUUUCCCAUCGGCUCUACGUCUAGUGGAUUCAUUUCAGAAUCUUACAGGGCAUCAGUUGCUAGCAUUCUCUGCGGCGACACAAAUGUCUUUGAAGUGGUAGAGACUCAGCCAUUCACCGACCAUGGAUAUACAGAUUGCUGGAUGAAGAUGAAUCCAGAUAUAGCUGCAUCUUCGACGGUUCCCAGCUCGCGACCUUCAGGCUCAACUUUUGGUUUGUUCGGCCUAAAAUCAACACUUGACUCGAACGGGGUUUUUCCGCACGACGCACAUGUUCGACGGCUAGACUUCGUUUUAGCUCGGAAUUUCGAUGUGAAGGAGUGCGUGUAUCUAGGGACUAAGGAAGAGGGCACGGGCUCAGGGAAAACAAGGAUGAAGUCAUGGAAGAUACACUGAUAUGGCCAAGCGAUCAUUGCGGUGUGUAUGCAAAUCUUAGCUGCGGUCGCCAUCAUUGGCCACAGCGGACUAGGCUCGAACUAUGCAUUGGGAAUUGCUGGGGUUAGUGGGAAACAUUAGGAUAACGUCUACUCAAAUAGCAGGGUGCAAUAAGGAUAUAUUGUGGA